Molecule: messenger RNA, 2382 nt
Organism: Toxorhynchites rutilus septentrionalis
Lineage: Eukaryota; Metazoa; Arthropoda; Insecta; Diptera; Culicidae
Exons: 1
Coding region: 1-2382 (793 amino acids)
Molecular function (GO): nucleic acid binding; zinc ion binding
Source: RefSeq, a predicted model, not a curated record
AUGCCGCCUGCAUCCAGUUCCACGGCAAAGAAGGCGCCAUCAUUGAAGCAAUUGGUUACCAAACUGAAAGAAAUCCAAGCAACGUUCAACGAUAUUUGGAUAUUUGUUGAGACGUUCAAAGAAGAGACAUCCGCCAGCCAAGUGAACGUGCGCCUAGAGAAGCUUGAUGAUCUUUGGGAGAGAUUUGGAGAGACAUUGGUUGAUGUCAAAUCACAUGAAGGAGAUUCUUAUCAGAAAGAACGACAGGAGUUUAGUGAGCGUUAUUACUUUGCUAAAUCCUUCCUGAUGGAUAAGGCUAAAGAUAGACAGGAGCCAGGUUUUCUAGAUCAGUCCGUUCGUGGCCACGAUGCAUCUAUGUUGGGAACGCUAGAUCACGUGCGCCUUCCGCAAAUUAAAUUGCAAACGUUCAAUGGGAACAUCGAGGAAUGGUACAGCUUUCGAGAUCUUUUCAUUUCUCUUAUACACCUCAAUGCGGAUCUUCUGGAGGUGGAAAAAUUCCAUUACUUGAAGGGUUGUCUUCAAGGAGAAGCAAAAGCUCUGAUAGAUGCCUUGCAAAUCACGAAGGCUAACUAUCAAAUUGCUUGGGAUAUGUUAUUAAAGAGGUACAACAACAGCAAGCAAUUGAAGAAGCUUCAAGUAAAAUCGCUCUUCAAGUUGCCCACACUCACCAGAGAAUCUACUUCUGAUUUGCAAGGUUUGCUAGAAGGUUUCCAGAGAAUCGUACAAACAUUGGACCAGGUUGUACAGCCCGGCGAUUAUAAAGAACUGUUGCUAGUGAACAUUCUCACUUCUCGUCUCGAUUCAACCACUCGAAGAGGAUGGGAAGAAUAUUCGUCCACGAAAGAGCAAGACACCCUGCAGGACCUGACAGACUUUCUACAGCGACGUGUUCGUAUCCUGGAGUCUCUACCGUCGAAGCCAGUAGAUAAAUUUGCGCAUCAAAUUCCACCCGCUGCCAAGCAGAAGCCAUCCGUUCAGAGGACAUCCUAUAGCGCAGUACAAACCUUCAGUGGCUGUGUGACGUGUGAGGGCCAUCAUCCACUAUACCAAUGUAGUACUUUCCAACGGAUGUCAGUCGCAGAGAGAGAUACGUUACUUCGCAAGCGUUCUCUUUGCCGGAAUUGUUUCAGACAUGGCCACAAAGCAAAGGAAUGUCAAUCCAAAUAUUCAUGUCGACAUUGCAAAGCGCGUCAUCACUCCUUGGUAUGCUUCAAAACGCAAAGAGAAGUAAAUCCAAAACCAACAUCAACAGCCAUACCAUGCGCUUCCACUUCCGGCGGUAAGGAACCUUCCACCUCACAAAUGGCUAACGUGGCAGCCACGGAUUCAUCCAUUUCAAAUACUGCCCAAAGAUGUUCAUCACAGGUUCUACUAGCAACAGCAAUCGUUAUCGUUGAAGGUAAUGAAGGUGUACGAUUCCCAGCUCGAGCGCUUCUCGACUCCGGAUCAGAAAGUAACUUUAUUACUGAGAAAUUAAGUCAGCGGCUGAGGGUACACCGAGACAGGGUAGACAUUUCGGUGUUAGGAAUUGGAUCCCUAGCUUCAAAUGCGAAGCAAAGAAUGAGGGCGAAGGUCAGGUCGCGUUUAUCAAAUUUUUCACGCAGAAUGAGCUUUUUGGUGCUCCCCAAGGUCACUGUUAACAUUCCAACUGCAACAGUGUACACUACUGGAUGGAAAAUACCACAAGGAAUAGAAUUGGCCGAUCCUUCCUUCCUAAUAUCCCAACCUGUUGAUAUCAUACUCGGUAUCGAAUUCUUCUUCGACUUCUUCCAUGGGGGAAGAAAGAUAGCAUUGGGUGAUCACUUACCUGCCCUGAAUGAUUCAGUUUUCGGAUGGGUGGUGUGUGGCGGUGCAACAGCUAUUGGCCAGCCACUACACAUAAAUUGCAAUGCAUCGACUUCAGAUAAUUUAGAAUCGCUUAUGAAACAAUUUUGGUCCUGUGAGGAAGUUGGUUCGACGUCAAACUAUUCGCCAGAAGAGGCACGAUGCGAGGAAAUAUUCACUGAUACGGUUCAGCGUGACACCAACGGUCGUUAUACCGUAUGUUUACCCAAGCACGAAGGCAUUGUGGAUCAAUUGGGAGAUUCAAAGGAAAUAGCGCUUCGCCGUCUUCAGGCAACGGAACGGCGAUUGGCACGAGAUGUUGAAUUGGAAGAUCAAUACAUUUCUUUUCUAACGGAAUAUUGUCGCUUAGGUCAUAUGCAAAAAAUAACUGAUGACGGAGAAGUUAAACGUUGCUAUCUACAGCAUCAUCCGGUGGUCAAGGAGUCGAGUAGCACCACUAAAGUACGCGUGGUCUUCGAUGCUUCUUGCAAAACUUCUACGAAUAUUUCUCUCAAUGAUGCAUUGAUGACAGGACCAACCAUUCAAGAGGAACUCUGA